Molecule: messenger RNA, 1017 nt
Organism: Vitrella brassicaformis
Lineage: Eukaryota; Vitrellaceae
Source: the annotation of a GenBank genome assembly
CUUGAAGGAACCAUGAUGACGGCAGCGGAAGCAUACGUGGCCGUCAGGACGAUUGCUGAAGUCACGAGUGAGUUGUUGUCGCGCAGCCCGGCAUCCAACUGGGAAGCCAACGAGCGCUACGCAUACCUCACCCGAUGCGCUGCGGAGACCAAAUGGACCAAAACCACACGAGGCAACAAGCACCAAGGUGAGACCACAGACGCAUCAGCUCUGCAGAUCUGUGUGAAACUCUAAUGGUGUAUAAGUGUGCUUGAUUCAGUUGGUUACGUGAGUAGCAGCGGUGUGUGGAUGCCUCAGUGGAUGGCCAAGAUGACACCAACUCAGCUCAAGGAAUGGAUCAUCGACGACCGCAACAGAGUGCCCGACGACGGCAUCGCCACAUACCCAAGCAGCCCAGCGGAAUCAUCCCCCUCUCCUUCAAUGGCGUCUGGCGACCCGUCUGCUGAUGCGGUGGCGCUGCAGCGGUCGCUGAGGGAUGGCGACAUUGGUGGGGCGAUGUCGGCCGUCACGAGGCUUUGUGCCGCCAGAGCCGACCUGGAGGUCUUCAUCGACCAGGUGUGGAUGUGGGUAGUGAGGCUGCCAGUGGAGAUGCAUGGCGUGUGUGCAAUGGAUGAUUGUUUCACCUCUCUGUGUGCGCGCGCGCGCGUGUAUGUGUGUUAGGCUGAGACGAUUCGUCGCGCCAAGCAGUCGAUGGGCGGCACUUUGUGUGAGCUGGGCUUCCCCCCUGAGAGGGUGUUCGCUCUCGUGGAAAACAAGGACAGUCUCGACGCUUGCUUCGCCGAACUCUGCUAGCCUCUGCCUCGCUCAUCGCUGCCCUUUUCUUUUGGGGGGGUGUUGAUGGCUGGUCAUCCGCGAAGAACUGUUGGGUGUGUAGAUAUCGUGUCUUGUUCGGCCUGGCUGACGUUGGUUGAUUCGUUGACUCAUGUAACGUAUCUAUCUACCGCUCUAGCCUGAUGUGGCGAGAUGCCCUUUGCCCUUGUCCAUGCGUGAAACAAAUCGAUCAUUGCCAGAAUCACG